Tribolium castaneum (red flour beetle) is the source of this 1536-nucleotide messenger RNA. Its product is annotated as ADP-ribosylation factor-like protein 13B. Gene Ontology annotation, molecular function: GTP binding; GTPase activity. Gene Ontology annotation, biological process: receptor localization to non-motile cilium; non-motile cilium assembly. NCBI's taxonomy places the organism in Eukaryota, Metazoa, Arthropoda, Insecta, Coleoptera, Tenebrionidae. The transcript is spliced from 3 exons. The record is from RefSeq and is a predicted model, not a curated record. Gene Ontology annotation, cellular component: non-motile cilium; ciliary membrane. The coding region runs from base 124 to 1359 and encodes 411 amino acids.
GUGACUUUUAUUGUUGUGCUGUUGGUGCCCCCAUUUGCCAAUCUUUUGUUUACAAAUGGCAGCAUAAAUGUCAAACUUGUGAUUUAAAUGCAUUUAAAAUAAAAAUGAUUUUCUCACGUAGAUAUGGGCAAUAUAUGCUGUUGUAAAACACGGUUAAAAAGGAAAAUCGUCUUGUUGUUAGUGGGACUGGAUAACGCUGGAAAAACUGUUGCUGCGAAAGGCUUAGCGGGUGAAUCGGUCGAUUCAGUGGUCCCGACUGUCGGCUUCUCUGUUGUUAAUUUAAGCUACCACAAUUACAUCGUCAAAGUGUUUGAUUUAGGGGGAGGCCCAAACAUUCGCGGAAUCUGGCACAAAUAUUUCGUUGAUGCCCACGGUGUGAUUUUCGUGGUCGAUUCGAGCGAUAUUUUGCGUCUUGAUGAGGCAAAGGACGUGCUAAGGGAGCUCCUAUCGCACGAGAAAAUUGCACGAAAGCCAGUCCUAGUUUUAGCUAAUAAACAAGACAACGAAAAUGCCUUAGACGAGGUCGAUAUCAUCGAAAAACUGGACUUGGAGCAAAUCGUAAACGGGAAUGAGUGUCCCACUUUGGUGGAGAGUUGUUCGGCGGUGGAAACACCAGGGAAUUUGCGGAUCGAUCCCGGGAUUAAAAAGGGAUACGAAUGGUUGCUGAGUUACAUUGUUAGGAACUACGAGAUUUUAAAUAAGCGGGUUGAGGAGGACGUUAUGCAGCAAAUCGCGCUGGAAAACCGGUUAAGAACUGAAAAAAUCGAGAAAAUCCGGGCGUUGAAAGAAGCCGAGUUGAAGCGAAAACAACAGGAUGAAGACGCGAUUGAAUCCUACUCGAAUUACGAGCGGAAAAUGAACGGACAAUUGCAGGAAGAAGCACAAAAUGAGAGUGAUGUGAGCGAGACUUCGUCCGAUUCUUUCCCUCCAGUUUAUCACGUCAAGGAAGAUAUUUUACUAGAGCGGCCUAAAUCAGCCGUUCAGAUCAUAAGGCAGCAGUUGGAGUUGAAUGCGCCUAGUAAAAAGUCGUUCAUUUCGCGGGCCUCGAACAAGACAGCCCCCUUGCACCUGUACGGUGUCCAAGUGCCUCGGUCGGCGUCUGCAGAGAGGAAAAUCUUCGAUGUGCAGCGACGGCACUUAAAAUCGGCCGGUGAUGCGCCUUUCAGACUCACCGAAUUACCUAAUGUGCCUAUGACAAGUGGUGAUGAGUUUCAUAACGAAAUUUACGAUUUGAUGAAUUUUGAUACAACCAGCAAUAAAAUAGUUGGUGAUGUUCAUAAGGAUAAGACAAACGGGUGGUUUCACAAAACCAAGAAUGGUGAUAUAAACGGAAUAAGCGUUGUCAAUGUAGAUUUGUAGUUUUAGCACAAUUGUCUAGUCGUAAGCUUUUAGUCUAUUUUUAUAUGCACUAAGCACGUAUUUAUAUUUGAUAAGAGACAAGAAUUGUAUUUACAAAAGGGACAACCUUUAAUUCAUAGAUUUACGGAAAUUGUUAUUUAUUCAACCGAGCGGAAAAAUAAAGUACUGUUUCUAGAA